CGUAGCGGGUCUAGUUGUGUCUGUCGCUAGCAGCAGGGCGCAGACUGUGACACGCCGGGAGUGCGGUCCAUGCUGGACACAGGCGACACCUGACCCUGCGGCACCAGACGCGUCCCGACCACCUCCCGACCGCCCGUGUGCUCCGGGGAGCUCAGCCAGCGCCGGCCCCCAGUCAGUGCUCCGGGGAUGGAAGCGGAGAAGAUGGACGAGAAUGAAUGGAGUUACCACGGGGAGGGGAACAAAAGCCUGGUGGUGGCUCACUCACAGAGAUGUGUCGUCCUAAGGUUCCUGAAGUUUCUCCCAAACAGAAAUCUGAUGGCAGAAGAAGUUUAUCAGCACCUGCACAAUAUCCUAGAUUUUGGCAAGCACAUAAUGAAGCAGUUUUUAGGUGAAAACUAUGUUCACCAUGGGGAUGUGGUGAAAUUACCCUUGGAUUUUCUGAAACGCCUCUGCUUGAAGGUGCAGUCUGAAAGACCAGAGUCUCGAUGUGAGAAAGAGAUGGAUGUCAGCGGGUACGCCAUGUGCCUUCCUAACCUCACCCGUCUGCAGACUUUCCCUUUUGUCGAGCACAGGCCUAUAUUCUGCAUAGAGAUUAAGCCCAAAUGUGGAUUCAUCCCGUCUUCAGCCCAUAUCACAAAGGAGAUCAAGAAGAAGGUGUGUCGGUUCUGUAUGUACCAGCAUCUUAAGGUUGCCAAAGGAAAAUGGAAGCGGAUUAGCAAAUACUGCCCUUUGGAUCUUUUCUCGGGCCAUAAACAGAGAAUGCACUUUGCCUUGAUGAGUUUACUUCAGGAGUCGCAAAACAACUUAAAAAUCUUUAAGAACGGAGAAUUAAUCUAUGGAUGUCGGGAUGACCAGGAGUACCUCCCAGACCUGAACGAGCUAGCUCGCCAACUGAAGCCAUUUUUCUUCCCUGCAAAUGGAUUGGUUGGUGGUCCUCAGUGCACAAAGAAUGUCCUGAAAGAACUGAUUCAUGUGCUGACGAGCACGCUGCUAAGCACCAGUGCAGACCAAGGGCGAGCUGGCAACAUGAAGCCCAUCCCGGUGUCUCAGGGAAGGAAUUACUGUGAGGCUAGUCACUUCUGCACAGAGUAUCUGAGAAGUGAUAAACACAAGAUGGAGAGCACAGGAUUGCCUAAAGGCUGCAUCUUGUACAAGACGCUUCAGGCUCAAAUGCUGGACAUGCUGGACAUUGAAGGACUACACCCUUUGUAUAAGAGGGUGGAGAAGUAUUUGGAGGAGUGCCCUGAGGAGCGAAGUACUCUACUCUUGGAUGGACCUUAUGAUGAAACCUUCUUUGAGAGGCUAAAGGAUCUUUCACUGGAAGACGAUGGCAGUGUGGAGUAUGCAGUAACUAAGAUUCAGCAAUACCGAGUAGCCAUGACAGCCAAGGACUGUUCAGUGAUGAUUGCACUUUCCCCCACUGGUCAGGAAGAAUGCUUUGAUUCAAGACCUUUAAUAAAAACCUCAAGAUCCAGCUUCAUGUAUUCAGUUUCCAUCUUGGACUUGGAUUUAAAGCCCUAUGAGAACAUACCCUACCAGUACAGUCGGGACAGUAAGAUUGUAAACCAUUACCUAAAAAGCAUCCAGACCCGAGAGGAGCCGAGCACAUCGCUCAUCUUUCCAGAAAGUGAAGAGUGCACCCUGCUCUUGCACCAAGUAUAGUUUAAGGAUAAUUCUUUUUUAUUUGUGAGCGCUGAAUGCUGCUGUCAUCCUGUCACUUUGUCUUGCUGAUCGGGCAUGCAGGGCAGAGCGCCACAAUUAUUAAUUUUGAAAAGUGAAUUUUUGUGAACCAUGACCAGGAAAGGGAAUAUCACUCAUUGCUGCAUGGUGCAACCUGUAAAUAAAGUUUUUGCUUCUCUUGUUGGUUUGAUACAUGAAGACAACCUACAACAUAUUUGUAUUUAAAAUUUAUAAGAUUUCCAAACCUUUGUAUACGGAGAACAGACCUGCUACCAUUAACUAGACGAUUCCUGGUCCUUUGCAUUCAUUUUGCUGCUUUCAUAUAGAGUGCCUAAGGGGAGGUCCAGGCAUAUGUCUAACUGAGCCUUAUGCAAAGGUCUGUGCUGUAUCUGGGUAAGGACUUGUAGGAAUCUCAUUACAGGCUGUGGUUUUUUAUAAUGUGCAAUGCAAACAGAUAGAAUUUCCUUAAUGUGUAUAGGCCAUUAAAGCCAAUACUGUUUCCAUUCUCCGUUCCAGAGAUGGUUUGUCGUCUGCUGACGUCCUAUAGAUUGUCAUGUGAAAAAGCAGAACUACGUCCAAAAACCUCUAUUAUUGUUCUUGUAUUCCUAAUGAGUUUUUUUUUUUUUUUAGCUUAAUUAUUAAAUAAUUUAUUAGAUGUCUAUUUUACAGUUCACUGGAAAGUCCCUCUAAAGCAUUAGAAUCCCUGAUUCACUGAAUUUACUUAAUGUUCCACUGAGGACAUGUGAUGUUGGAGGCAGCAGUGAGACGUCUAUUGGGAAUUGGUGAACUCCCUUCUUGUAUUAGAGUAGUUACAGACUCUCACGUGCUGCACUUCAAUAUAGGAGACGCUUAUUUUUGGGCUGUAUUGUGCUGCCCCCAGUUAGGUGCUAAUUGUAUUUGAAGACUUGAAGUUUUAGCUCAAUUAUUCAAAUAUUAAAGGGUUCGCCCGGGAAUAGGAGUCUGAGUUGUGCCCUACAGCUUAACCUCUUUGAAGUGAACAGAGCCUAUAGACAUGGGCGGUGCUGCUGUGGGCGCACAAUAGCUUCUUUCUUAUCCUGGACAAACCCUUUAAUGCCGGAGGACUGCUCAUAUAACACUGUAUUAUACAUGGAUCUCUGCCAUUAUUAUUUUUUUAAUCACUGCUGUGUCUACACGUUAGGUUUUAGGUGUACGCCUAUAUCACGCCUUCACAGCUAUUCUGUAUUUUCUAUUAAAGAACCACUAACCUCUACAAAUGUGAAACAUAAUUCUAAUAAUGUUCACUGUGCCAGGCAGUCUGUAUAAGCCUACAGUGACCUGUGACACUUUUUGCCGCUUUUCAGGAUUCACAGUAAAGUUAACAUGAUAAAGAUUUUGACCCAAAAUGUACAAUUAGUCAUCUAUUGGUAAAUAAGUCACUAAAGGGGAUCUGUCGGCAGUUUUGACCAUGCUAAACUGCUGACAGCAAUAGGUAGUGGCUGGCGAGAGCAGUUAAUAUGUACCAUGUAGAGCAGUGGCCCCCAACUUUUUUUUGCACAAUGGACCAGUUUCAUGCAAGACGAUUUUCCCAGGGACCGGGUGGGGGGGUUCUGGGACAGGCAGGGCUUAGGGGUGCUGGUCGGCGCUGACUGAUGUGCG
Bufo bufo (common toad) is the source of this 3297-nucleotide messenger RNA. RefSeq names its product inositol-pentakisphosphate 2-kinase (gene IPPK). NCBI's taxonomy places the organism in Eukaryota, Metazoa, Chordata, Amphibia, Anura, Bufonidae. Gene Ontology annotation, cellular component: nucleus. Bases 187 to 1662 code for a protein of 491 amino acids. The record is from RefSeq and is a predicted model, not a curated record. Gene Ontology annotation, biological process: inositol phosphate biosynthetic process. The transcript has 13 exons. Gene Ontology annotation, molecular function: ATP binding; inositol-1,3,4,5,6-pentakisphosphate 2-kinase activity.